Peronospora matthiolae is the source of this 468-nucleotide messenger RNA. NCBI's taxonomy places the organism in Eukaryota, Oomycota, Peronosporomycetes, Peronosporales, Peronosporaceae. The record is from the annotation of a GenBank genome assembly.
AUGAAGGAUACGACGUUGGUGCACGAGAAUUCCGAAACGCACCCACACGAAUGUGGAGAUAACCUCAAUCCCGAAUCGAUCAAGGAUAUGGUACUCGAUAGUAUGCAAGACAAGUCUCCUAAUUCCUUAGAUGGAAUUACUGUUGGGGAUGGGGAGGUGUAUCUACCGCCCGACCGUCUGGGAUACCAAGAAGCAGCGGUCACCGGAGAAGGAGAACAGGACUGCACGUCAUACCAACACGCAGGUGCUACGUUAUUCGCGGAAGAUGUUGGCCAACACAUGGCAGUAUUACCGGAGGUAAACACGACGCCAUGCGAGGUGAAGAUUGAGGAUAUACAGGUGGGCGAACCAGGGGUUCCAUUGACGAAAGAGCAAGAAGAAUUACGCCAGCUGAUAUGGAAGAAAAUACAUCCGUUGAUGGGCAAGAAAAACGCCCUCCCACCCUGCUGCUCGAGGCGUGAUAUGUGA